Messenger RNA from Salmo salar (Atlantic salmon), 918 nucleotides. Lineage: Eukaryota; Metazoa; Chordata; Actinopteri; Salmoniformes; Salmonidae. The record is from RefSeq and is a predicted model, not a curated record.
AUGUAUCCCUGUGUUGUUUUUUUUAAUACAUUUUUGACCCGCGACCCCCAAAAAGGAGUGGUACAACCUGCCACCCCCAAAAAGGAGUGGUACAACCUGCCACCCCCAAAAAGGAGUGGUACAACCUGCCACCCCCAAAAAGGAGUGGUACAACCUGCCACCCCCAAAAAGGAGUGGUACAACCCGCGACCCCCAAAAAGGAGUGGUACAACCCGCCACCCCCAAAAAGGAGUGGUACAACCUGCGACCCCCAAAAAGGAGUGGUACAACCUGCCACCCCCAAAAAGGAGUGGUACAACCUGCCACCCCCAAAAAGGAGUGGUACAACCUGCCACCCCCAAAAAGGAGUGGUACAACCUGCCACCCCCAAAAAGGAGUGGUACCACCCGCCACCCCCAAAAAGGAGUGGUACAACCCGCCACCCCCAAAAAGGAGUGGUACAACCCGCCACCCCCAAAAAGGAGUGGUACAACCUGCGACCCCCAAAAAAGGAGUGGUACAACCUGCCACCCCCAAAAAGGAGUGGUACAACCUGCCACCCCCAAAAAGGAGUGGUACAACCUGCCACCCCCAAAAAGGAGUGGUACAACCUGCCACCCCCAAAAAGGAGUGGUACAACCUGCCACCCCCAAAAAGGAGUGGUACAACCUGCGACCCCCCAAAAAGGAGUGGUACAACCUGCCACCCCCCAAAAAGGAGUGGUACAACCCACCACCCCCAAAAAAGGAGUGGUACAACCCACCACCCCCAAAAAGGAGUGGUACAACCCACCACCCCCAAAAAGGAGUGGUACAACCCACCACCCCCAAAAAGGAGUGGUACAACCCGCCACCCCCAAAAAGGAGUGGUACCACCCGCCACCCCCAAAAAGGAGUGGUACAACCCACCACCCCCAAAAAGGAGUGGUACAAAACUUGA